Gopherus evgoodei (Goodes thornscrub tortoise) is the source of this 880-nucleotide messenger RNA. Its product is annotated as forkhead box protein G1-like. The record is from RefSeq and is a predicted model, not a curated record. Gene Ontology annotation, biological process: regulation of transcription by RNA polymerase II. Gene Ontology annotation, molecular function: sequence-specific double-stranded DNA binding; DNA-binding transcription factor activity. NCBI's taxonomy places the organism in Eukaryota, Metazoa, Chordata, Testudines, Testudinidae. The transcript has a single exon. Gene Ontology annotation, cellular component: nucleus. The coding region runs from base 209 to 880 and encodes 223 amino acids.
CCAAGAUGUGGCGCUGAGUGACAGGCCGGGGCAGCCUCCCAGAGGGGCUGCCGAGACGGAUCCUGCCGUGGCCAGCAGCCAUGGGGGGGCCGGGGAAGACAGGAGCGCAGCAGCAGUGGCAGGAGGAGGAGGCGAGCCAGAGAAGGGAAGGGGGGAGGCACCGGGGAAGCAGCACGACAAGCCCCCCUUCAGCUACAAUGCCCUGAUCAUGAUGGCCAUCCGGCAGAGCCCCGGCCGGCGGCUGACCCUCAACGGCAUCUAUGAGUUCAUCAUGCGCAACUUCCCCUACUACCGGGAGAACCGGCAGGGCUGGCAGAACUCCAUCCGCCACAAUCUGAGCCUCAACAAGUGCUUCGUCAAGGUGCCGCGGCACUACGACGACCCGGGCAAGGGCAGCUACUGGACGCUCCACCCUUCCAGCGAGGACGUCUUCAUCGGCGGCACCACUGGCAAGCUGCGGAGGAGGGCGCCCGCCGGGCGGGCCAAGGUGGCCUUUCGCCGAGGGGCCGGGGUGGCCUUCGCCAGCUCGCUCUACUGGCCCCUGCCUCCCUUCCUGGCCCUGCCCCAGCAGCCCACCCCGACCGCCAGCUACGGUUCCUACUCCGGCUCCUACUCCUCAGCCUUCUGCCCUGGAGCAGACAGGCUCUUUGGGGGAGGGAACGUCCCAUACGGGGGGCAUUGCCAGCAGGUCACCGCAGCCUCCUCCUUGUCCUCUGGCUUCUCGGCACCCAGCACCCUCAAUUCCUUCAAUCUCCUGGCAGGACAGGCCAGCUACAUCUUGGCCCAGAGACCACAGCCUGCGCCAGCUGGGGCCUCUCUGUUCCCAGGCUACUUGGCCUCUCUGAACCAGGGCUCUCCCUUUAACCCAGCUCUGCCCUGA